Messenger RNA from Nerophis ophidion (straightnose pipefish), 10510 nucleotides. RefSeq names its product sprouty related EVH1 domain containing 3 (gene spred3). The coding region runs from base 245 to 1756 and encodes 503 amino acids. Lineage: Eukaryota; Metazoa; Chordata; Actinopteri; Syngnathiformes; Syngnathidae. The transcript is spliced from 6 exons. The record is from RefSeq and is a predicted model, not a curated record. Gene Ontology annotation, biological process: multicellular organism development; negative regulation of MAPK cascade. Gene Ontology annotation, molecular function: protein kinase binding. Gene Ontology annotation, cellular component: membrane.
GUAACCUGGAGCCUGUCCUGAUCCACCGAGACCACACCGAGGCGGGCUGAGCCGAGCCGGGCCGGGUCGUGGCGAGGAGGGGUGGUGGUGGUGGUGGUGGUGGAGGUGGAGGUGCUGGCGGGACUGAGACGACGACGACGAGGAGGAGGAGGAGGAGAGAGCGGAUGCGGGGAGGAUGUGAGCGGCGCCAUCGGCGUGUGUUUGCGGACCAGAGCGCGAGGAGAGCCCGCUGCGAGCGGCGGCCAUGGAGGGCGACGUGCGUGUUCGCGCGGUGGUGAUGACACGUGACGACUCCAGCGGCGGCUGGGUGCCCCUCGGGGGUGGCGGCCUCAGUCACGUGGUCAUAUGCAAGGGGAGGAGCGGCAACGGCCGGGGGCGGAGAGAGCACAUCAUACGCGGGGAGAGGCUGAGAGACCGGGCGCCCGUGUUGGAGUGCACCGUCCAGAGGGGGCUGGUCUACAACAAGGUUAACCCCAUCUUUCACCACUGGCGGGUGGACGAGCGCAAGUUUGGACUCACCUUCCAGAGUCCCGCCGACGCCAUCUCCUUCGAGAAGGGUCUGCAGGCCAUCUUGGACAAGCUGGACCGAGGCUCCGACUCGCCCUCGUCGUCCACGCCGGAGGAGGCAGACACUGAAGAUGACGGCCAAGCUUCCCAUACAGGAAGUGAGUCCUCGUCCAAUAGCAGGAAGGAGAUGCUCCCCAAACCCAUCACCAUAGUGACCAGCGAGUCAUCCACCACCUGCUUCGUGCGGACCGAGGAGUUCAGUUUCGGAUCCGGCGGAACCAUGCAGACGCCUGCUCAGAUCCACACCAGGCCGGGACAGCAAAUGACCACUCCAUUAAAUCCCCUGGCUCCGCUGCCGCCUGCUCCACCCUCCCCUCCGGCCUCGUCGCCUCUGUCCCCCCUCUCGCCUACCAUCUCGCUGCUGGAGGAGGGGGACCUGCGCAGCGUGGAUCCCUGCAAGGACCUGUGGGGGUCCAGAGGGUACGAGGACUACCGGCGAGCAGGAGCCUCCAGGACUAUGGUCGGGGGGCUGACCGGGGGCGUGGUGGUAGAGAGCGGGGGGAGUCAUCAGGACAAGACGGAGUUGUGCGUGGUCCGCUUCGAGAAGGAAGCGGGGACGGCGGGCUGCGAGGUGACCGUGAGUUUGGACAGCAAGGCCGCCCAGCGUCUGUCCUCCUCCUCGCCCACCUGCAUGUCCAUCCCCAACGCUGUGUCCGGCGUGUCCUCAGGGGCCGGCUCCCCCCAGGAGACCGGCAAAGGCUCCCCUUCGCCCUGCUGCAUACACACCUCCUUGGCAACGCCUCGGUCGCGGACUCGUAAGAGGGGAGGAGGAGACCCCGGGGCCAUCUCUCCCGACGACGACAGCCCGUGUCCACAGGCGUCGUCGUCGUGCUCGUCCCGCUGCGUGUACUGCCGCUCCGUGUUCAGCGCCUCGGAAAACGGGCGGGGCCGCUGCAGGGACGCCCCGGACCCGGCCCUGCACUGCCUGCGCCAGUGGACAUGCGUGUGGUGCGCAGAGAGCCUGCUCUACCACUGCAUGUCGGACUCCGAGGGGGAGUUCUGGGAGCCGUGCUCGUGCGAUGACUCCCUGGGGGGCCACCCGCACCCCCUCUGCUGCGCCCGCUGGUUGGCCCUCGUGGCCCUGUCGCUCUUCGUGCCCUGCAUGUGCUGCUACCUGCCUCUGCGCGCCUGCCUGCGCUGCGGCGAGAGGUGUGGCUGCUGCGGGGGAAAGCACAAGGCGGUCCGGUGAGACCGGGCUCGGGUCGGGAGGACUCUCUCGGCGAGGGUGCGUAGCCCGGAAGCCCCUCAACUGCAUUCCGCUCCCUCUUCUCAACCCGGGGCCUUCUAGACUCGUCCACGCCCGCCGAGGAGGCCGCUCGGCCCGGGUUCUGUGGCGCCGCACGGAGCCUUGGACCCCGCUGAUGUAGAAUUAGCGAGCAACGCAAAGGACCAGGGUGGGUCACCAUGAUGUGCUCCUUUAGACAAACAAAGAUGGUCGGUCUAUUUUAGUACACGUCAGACACGCUACCACACACACGGGAGGGGAAACGCUUUCGUGUUCGCCUGCGUCAUCCGUGGUCAGAUGAGUCGCCCUUUACCUCCAAACUUUACCUCACGCCACACGUCCACGAGCUGGAGGAGGGACCAGAGGACAAUUACUAGCUGCAAUGACAACCGUGUAACUACGGGGAGUUCAAGGAAGUGAGAAGAAUCACCUUUUCAUCUCCCCCAAAGAAAAAACUAACCCUGCUAAUAAUCCCAGGAUAAAAAAAAGUGCAAUGUAGGAGUAUUUUUGUACGCCGAUGUCGGGCGAAAAGGGUCGCGUGCGAACUGGCAAGGGGCCGCGACAUUAGGUACGCCUGCAUGACAACGGCCGGUACAAAAACUAAAGAGGACAGGUCAGAGUAUUAGGAAGCGCUGGUGGGCCUCAUGAAGUGGCUUCUGAGGACGGAGUGGAAGUACUCCGCAAACAUCUUUUUACUCACGCCCAACCGUUCACAAACUAUUUUCUUCCAUUGAUAAAUUAUUUGCAAGUCAAAAAACAAAAUUUUCUUCAAUGAAAAAAACGAUUCACAAGUAAAAAAAAAUUAUUUUCUUCAAGUACAAAACAUUCAUAAGUUAAAAAAAAAACUAAACAAUUUUCUUCAAAUAAAAAACUGUUCAACGGACGAUUCAAACACUUGAAAAAAAUCAAUUUACUUCAAAUAAAAACGAUUCAAAAACACAAUUUUCUUCCAUUAAAAACGAUUGCAGGUAAAAAAAAAAUAUUCAAUUAAAAACGAUUAAUUUGUAAAAAAAAAACACAAUUUUGUUAAAUUAAAAAACUAUUCAUAAGUUGAAAAAAUAAUUUUCUUCAAUUAAGAAAUGAUUUGUAAGCAAAAAAAACAAAAUUUUCUUCAAGUAAAAAACGAUUCAUAAGUAAAAAAAACUAACCAAUUUUCUUCAAAUAAAAAAAGAUUCAACGAACGAUUUAAACGAUUUAAAAAAACUGUUUACUUCAAAUAAAAAAAGAUUCACAAGUUAAAAAACAAUUUUUUUCCCAUUAAAAACAAUUUGCAAGUAAAAAAACUUAAUCAAUUAAAAUAGAUGCAUAAGUAAAAAAACACACAAUUUUUAUGAAUUAAAAAACGAUUCAUAAGUAAAAAAACCAAACAAUUUUCUUCCAUUAAGUAAAAAAAACAUUCAAUCAAAAACGAUUUUUAAGUUAAAAAAAAAAGUUCUUCAAAUACAAAAAUGAUUUGCAUGUGAAAAAAAUAAAUAUAUUUAAUUAAAAAACGAUUCAUAAGUGAAACAAAAGAAACAUUUUCUUCAAUUAAAACAUUAUUUGCAAGUUAAUUUUUUCCCCAUUAAAAAACAGUUAAUGAGUAAAAAUAACAGAACAGUUUUCUUUAAUUAAAAAAAUUAUUUGCAAGUGAAAAAAACACAUUUCUACUACUAAAAAACGAUUCAUAGGUAAAAAAAACUAUUUUUAUCAAGUAAAAAAAUUAUUCAUGAGUAAAAAAACAAAACAAUUUUAUUCAUAUAAAAAAACGAUUCAACGAACGAUUCAAACCAUUUAAAAAAACAAUUUUAUUCAAUUAUAAUACGAUUCAUAAGUAAAAAACACAAUUUUCUUAAAUUAAUAAAACAAUUUAUAAGUAAAAAAACUAUUUUCUACAAUUAAGAAAUUAUUUGCAAGUAAAAAAAUAGUUUUCUUCAUUUAAAAAACGAUUCACAAGUAUAAAAAAAUUCUUCAAUUGAAAAAUUAUUUGCAAGUAAAAAAAAAACAUUAAUUCCAUUAAAAACGAUCCUUAAGUAAAACAAAAAAUGUUCUUCAAUUUAAAAAAAAAAAUUCAAUUAAAAUGAUUCAUGAGUAAAAAAAACAAAAAUAACAUUUUCUUCAAUUAAAAAAUUAUUUGCCAGUGAAUAUUUUUACUUACAUUAAAAAAACGAUUAGUAACAAUAGAAACAUUUUUCUACAAUUAAAAAAUGUUUUGAAAGUGAAAAUAACUACUUUCUUCCAUGAAAAAACGAUUCAAAAGUAAAAAAACAAAAACAACUUUGUUCGAUUAAAAAAUGAUUUGCAAGUGAAAACAUUUUUUUUUCUUCAAUUAAAAAAAUAUUCGGAAGUAAAACUACACACAAUUUUCUUCCAUUAAAGAAUAAUUUGCAAGUAAAAAAAAAAAACAAUAAUGUUCUUCAAUUAUAAAACCCAUUUUAUUCAACUUAAAAAAACGAUUCUCAAGUAUCAAAAAAUAUUUUUUUUAAUUAAAAAACAAUUAGCAAGUAUAAAACCAAUUUUCUUCAAUAAAAAUGAUUCACGAGUAAAAAAAAAAUUGUAAGUAUAAAGACGAUUUCUGCAAGUAAAAAAACGCCUCGUGGGAAAAAAAACAUGUCAACAAGUUAAAAAAACGAUUUGCAAGUAUAAAAAAUAUUUUCUUUUACUUAAAAAAUGAUUAGCAACUAUAAAAAACAUUUUCUUCAAUAAAAAUAAUAUGCAAGUGAAAAUCACAUUUUCUACGAGUACAUUUCUUUUUGCAAGUAUAAGAAUUAUUUUCUCCAAGUAAAAAACCGCCUGGCAAAUAAAAAACUUUCUGCAAGUAAAAUAAUUUUCAGCUUGUAAAAAAACAAUUCGCAAAAAUGAAAACUGUUUUCUUCAAUAAUAAAAAAAAAAGAUUUGCUCAUAAUUAUUUUCUUCAGUUUGGAAAAAACGACUAACAAAAUACAAUUUUCUGCAGAUAAAACAAUUAUUCUCAAUUUAAAAAAACGUUUUGCAAAUAAUAAAUAUUUUCUUCAAUUAAAAAUAGUAAAGAACAAUUUUCCUAAAUCAAAAAAAAUGUGUGCAGUUGAAAAUAAAAUGUUCUGCAAGUAAAAGACAGUAUUUGCAAGUAUAAAAGCUAUUUUCUUUAAUUUCAAAAAUUAUUUCUAAGUAUAAAAAAAAAAAUUGCCAGUAAAAAAACGCCCUGCAAAAAAAUAAACCUAAUUUUAUGCAGGUAAAAAAAUAAUGCUUAAGUAUACAUUUUUUUUUCUUCAAUUUAAAAAAAGUGAAAAUACAAUUUUCUGCAAGUAAAAUAAAAAUUCUGCAAGUAAAAAAAAAUCUACGAGAAUAUAAAAAGUAUUUGUCAAUUGAAAGAAACAAUUUGCAAUUAUAAAAACUUUUUUCUUCAAGCAUUAAUAUUCCACCCUGUGCCAAUCACAACCACAAGCUCAACCUGUAAGUUUCCCCUCUCUUCUGUCAUGAUCCUUCUUCUUUGUUAUUUUGGGCGGACGGCACCAUGGGCAAAUAACAGCAGCUCUGACGGCCUUAAAUUGACUGAGCAGUGCUACUGUCGUUGUGGAGGGUGUUCUGAGUGCAAGUGUGUGUGGAAUAUUACUGCCAAAACUUUAAAGAAAAUAGUUUUUAUUCACCCCAAUCGUUUAUUACUUGCAGAAAAUGUAUUUAGGCCCAUUGCAAAAGGACUCCCAAAACAGACUGCUUGUAACUUCCGUUAGCAAUGUCGUAGAGACAUGAAACAAAAACCUCUAUGUAGGGCUGACUUAAACCUAGAUUUCAUAACUUUACCUUCUAGGGCAAAAAUCAACAAAAAUUUUGCAAAAACCCAUUCAAAGCAAAAUUUUCGCCAAAAAUGCAAUUUUUGCCUCUUUGAGCUGUAAUUUGACCCCCCUAAAAUACUUCAAAGCUCACCAAACUUGGCACACACAAAAGGACUGGCAAAAAUUGCGAUCUAAUGAAAAAACCAAACCCCAAAACUUAAAAAUGCGCUCUAGCGCAAUUUUGGAAUAAAACACAGAAAAAACUGCUCCUAGGAAGAGAAAACAGACAAAACUGCUUGUAACGUCCAGUAAAAAUGUCGGACAGACAUGAAACAAAAACCUCUAUGUAGGUCUCACUUAGACCUACAUUUUUAUGAUUGACAUUCUGCAGCAAAAAUCAACAGGAAGUUAAAAAUGACCCCUUCAAAAUAAAAGUUUUGUAAAAACCCAUCACCUUUUUUUAAACAUAUCCUCUGAGCGCGUUUGUCAUGUCAGCUUCAAACUCGCACAGGAGAGAGAUUGAACCCUUGUGAUUAAAAGUUAUUCACAGUUUUGAUUACUGCUCCGGUUUUGCUUUUACGCGCCUUUAAAGAACCCCUGCGCAAAGUUUCCAAAAAAAGGUCAUUUUUGCCUAUUUGAGCUGUAAUUUCCUCCCCUUAAAAUGUUUCAAAGUGCAAGUUAAAGCUCUACUAUGCAAAGCGAAAGCAAUUUAUCAACAACAUCCAGAGACGCCAAGCUGUAAUUUGACCUCCUUAACAUGUUUCAAAACUCGCCAAAUUUUACACACACAUCAGGACAGGCGAAAAUUGCCAUAUAAUCAAAAACCAAACCCCAAAAAUCUGAAUUGCGCUCUGGCGCCCCCUAGGAAAAAAGACAGACAAAACUGCUUGUAACUUCUGUUAGGAAUGUCGUAGAGACAUGAAACAAAAUCUUCUAUGUAGGUCUGACUUACACCUACAUUUCAUUCACUCACUUCUUUCAGCAAAAAUCAACAGGAAGUUGGCAAAAACCCCUUUAAAACAUUUUCCUAAAAAAUUUCUUUUUUGCCAGUUUGUCGAUGUUAAGAUAUUACGCCGGGUUGGUAAGUCUAUCUGUUUGCUAAUAGUAGCUACUAUCCAUCCAUCUUCUAACGCUUAUCCGGGUUUGGGUCGCGGGGGCAGCAGCCAAAGGCGGACCCGACCAACGCUGCUUGCAGCUUUAAUUUAUACUUGAAUCUUUAUUUUUUUUUAAUGGAAGAAAUGUGUUUUUAUAUGGUGGGGUGUGAGUAACAUGUUUGGCAGUGAUUUCACUCAAUUGGUGAGCAGCAAACGGCGGCGACGCGCUCGCAGACACACAUGAACUCACUUGAAAUCCUCCCUCCUCUCGCUCACUUUUCACCACAUUUUGCUGAGUCAGGACAUUUUACUGCAGGCGUAAUAACGACAAACACCACAUUUCGGUUCUAUUGAUUUCAAUGGAUCAAAUUAGCGACGGAUCAAACGAUACUGAAGCACCGAUGCCUUAUGAAAAUGACACAGGAUGUGUGUAUCACUUUAAGAAAACACACGUGAAGGAUAGGACUUCGUCGGCCCGUACGAUUUCAGAGAAAAUAAACAAAGUGUGGCACCAUUUUAACCCUACAACACGCCAAAUAAGUUCUUUUUUUCCUCUUCGCUCUUUAGCUUAUUGACCAGAAUUGUGCGUAUCAUAUACCUUUCUGCGCAGAUAUCCCUUAAAAAACAAUUAUAUUGGCCAAAUAUGACCAACAGAUGACCAUUAUGAAACACGAACACAGUAUCGGCGCAGGUAGUGAGUGUGCCAUACACUCAUUUAGCCUUCACUCGUGAAAUAACAUGUGGUUUAGAACGCUUGCAUUAUUUAGAUGGCACUUUUCAUUUCAGAAAAUAUCAAUCAAUCAAUCAAUGUUUACUUAUAUAGCCCUAAAUCACUAGUGUCUCAAAGGGCUGCACAAACCACCACGACAUCCUCGGUAGGCCCACAUAAGGGCAAGGAAAACUCACACCCAGUGGGACAUCGGUGACAAUAAUGACCCAGUGGGACGUCGGUGACAAUGAUGACUAUGAGAACCUUGGAGAGGAGGAAAGCAAUGGAUGUCGAGCGGGUCUAACAUGAUACUGUGAAAGUUCCCAGUUUUGAGCAUAUACAUGAUUUAAGUCGACAUUUAAAAAAGAAAAUUGCAUUUGAGUCCAUCUAUUGGGCUCUUUUUGGAGUUGAUGUAAAUGAUGCAAGGUAGUUUUCAUCCAAAUUGGAAAGUUAGAUUCACCUGAUUAAAAAUGUCAUCAUAUAUAAUCUUACUAACAGUUAUUUUCCCUCGCCAAACUACCAGUUAACAAUUUGCUCUUUUUUAAAACCGUAUUUUACGUACUUUUUGGCUUCAAUUACGCAUUUUUCUUUUUUAAAAAGCGGUGUCAUGUCUCAUAAUGGUCAUAAUAAACUGCUUUUUAUGCUCCAACUAUAAAAAUGUUCCAUUUAUAACCAAUAAUUCCUACUUUGCGAAAGCUAAUUUACCCACGGUCAGGCCUGGAACCAAUUAACAGCCAGGGAUUACAGUAGCCAAUGACAUUCUGAUGCACAAGUCUGUUGACCAAUCAGAAGACAAGAGCGUGUUUAGCUCCGACCUUCACUAGCGCCUCAAAGAAGCUGCAAAAACAGACGACACACAAACGUGUCACACAAACGUCAAGUUUUGUUCUGGAAAGUUCUCUCAUUAAAUUGCGACGUCGCCAUGACAACGAAUCAGACGUGGAGCAGACUGAAUGGGUUAAAGGUGGAAACAUGACAGAAGUUACUAUCCUCUCAGUAUUGUAGAAAGGGAAAUUAAACAGCAAAAAUGCUUUUAAUCACGCCCAAGACGACAAACUAUUUUGCAUUUUAAAAAUUUUUAGCAAGUAAGAAAAAUAUUUUCUUCAAUUAACAUAAUGAUUCACAAGUUAAAAAAAAACAAUUUGCAGGUUAAAAAACACUUUUUUCAAUUAAAAAAUGAUUUGCAAGAAAAAUAACUAAUUUCUUCAAUUAAAUGAAUGAUUUGAAAGUAAGAAAAACUUUCCUGCUUGUUGAAAAUGUAUAAAAAAAGUAUAAAACUAUUUUCUUCAAUUAAAAAAAACAUUUUUCAAAUUACAAAAAAAAAACAUUCGCAAGUUUAAAAACAAUUUUUUGUCAUUUAAAAUAAUUAUUCGUAAGUAAAAAACACAUUUCUUCAAUUGAAAAACAAUUAUUUCAUAAAAGAAUUAAUUUCUGCUCGUAAAAAACGAUUCAUAAGUAUAAAAAUGAUUUUCUUCAAAUAAAAAACGAUUCGUAAGUAAAAAAAUAAAUGUCUUUAAUUAAAAAUAUUACUCGCAAAUGUAAAAAAAAAUUCAACAAAACCUUAUUGAUAAGCAAUAAACUAUUUAUUUUUCAAUAAAAAACGAAUCGCAAGUUAAAAAAAUAUAUUUUCUGCUAGUAAGAGCAUAAAAAUAAUUUUCAUCAAUAAAAACACUGAUUUGCAAACAUACAUUUUUUUCCAUUGAAAAACGACUCACAAGUAAAAAAACUAUUUUCUUCAAUUACGUGAACUAUUUGUGAGUAUAAAAACUAUUUCCUGUACAUAAAAACAAUUUCUAAGUAUAAACACACAUUUCUUCUAAUAAAAAAAUGUCUUCAUUUACAAAACAAUUCGUAAAAAAAUAGUUCUUCAAUUAAAAAAAUUAUAAAAUUAUUUUCUUUAAAAAAAAGAUUUGUAAGUAAUAAAAACAUUUCUUCAAAUAAAAAACAAUUCGCAAGUUGAAAAAAACUAUUUUUUGCUAGUAAAAAAAUUAUUCAUAAGCAUAAAAAUAAUUUUCUUAAAAACACUGAUUCGCAAACAAUUUUUUUCAAAGACAAAAACGACUUACAAGUAAAAAAAAACAUUUUUCUUCAAUUAAAAUAACUAUUUGUCAGUAUAAAAACUAUUUUCUGUGUCUAAAAAACAUUUCCUAAGUAUAAAAACCCAUUUCUUCAACGAAAUGAGCGAUUUGCAAGUUAAAAAAAAAUGUUUGAAGUCAAAUUAAAAAAAGUUUAAACUUCCCCUUUCUGCUGUCCCCACCCUAAUUCUACUUGUUAUUUUUGGCAGACGGCACCAUGCGCCAAUAAUAGUCCUUCCUUAAAUGGACAUAGCAGCGCCACCUGUGGUUGCAGAGAGUCGACUGAAUGCAGGUGUGUGUAUCACAUGAAAUAUUACUGCCAACAGUUUCAACUUGAAGAAAACUGUUUUCACACUUGCCAAUCCUUUUUUUAAUUGAAGAAAACAUUUUUUUACUCUGGAAUCCUGUUAUUUUUAAUGAAAAAAAAACACAGCUGUUUUUUUACUUGCCAAUCAUUAAUCAUGUUUUUUGUUAACUUGCCAAUCGUUGGGCGUGAGUAAAAAUGUUUUUGUGAGUUUGGGCAGUAGUUUGGCUCUAUUGUAUUGCGUUCAAUUAGGCCACGCCCCUUGUCACCUCUACCUUCCUAACACGGUUGUUCCAGGAAAGUAAAACUGCCAUUCCACACACACACACGCAAACACACACACACACACUCACACACGCACGCACACACACACACACACACACACACUGACUUGAAGAUGCAGAUGGACCAAAGCAGUAAAGCCAUCGUGCACACCUUCCUUCCUUCCUUCCUUCCUUCCUUCCUUGAUGCUGUCCCCCCCCGCCCCACCCCCUCAUCCCCAUUCUUCUUACAUCUUAAUAAAUGUGCCUUUUGAUUUGAGUAAUCAAUCCCUUUUUGAUUUCCAAGUAACUCUGUACUCACCACUCUUUGAUUUCUGCCAAUGUGCAUCUUUUCCAAUGUAGUAUUUAUGAGUUGGAAAGUAAUAUUUAUUUAUGGAGAUAUUUAUUCUGAUGAUCUUUAUUUGCUUUGGAGGCAGGUUUUUACUCUUCCGUGCUGUCUUACUUCUGACUUUGUGCCAAUGUGCUGCUUUGAGGUGUUACAUAUGGUGGGUUUGUAUCGUUAUUAAACCCUCACUCUAUAUUUUACA